AUGUCUAGUACCACUGUGAUUUUCAUUGAAAGAGCCACUUUGGCUACCCUAUCUGAGUUUAAAGAUGUGUUGGCAAAUAUCCUUCUGUCGAUAGGAGAAAGUUGGUCGGUAGAAGUACGUCCCUACCGUGCUCGAAUAUCUACCACUGAAUCUUCCGAUUUUGGUAAACUUAUGUACUCCAUUACCUUUCCCAGCCAUGAUCAAAAGACAGUCAUCAUUAAAGACCAGAAAUUUGCCUUAGUCACAACUAGCAAUGUGAAGAAUGUAUCGAAUGACUUACUGGAGAACAAUUGCACUUCUGGGUUCAUAGACUCCAUGGAUUCCAUCUUGACAAACAAAUUGUCGAAUAUUUGGGAUCAAAGGCAACUCAUAAGAGGUGAAAGCGGAGAAACAUUCAUCACGAAAUUGAAAUCCACGAUAAAAGCGAUUAACCUCUUCUCUUCUACAGGGUUUAAAGGUCUCUUGAUUGAAAUUGAUACCACGCAUGCGGAUGAAGUUCAAGAAGUUAAAGAUAUAUUGAAAAAUAUUGGUAUUAAAGACUAUCAAAUUUGUCAAGACAGUAUGGAUGAAACAAAUCCUAACUAUAUAUGUGAUCUUGCAUAUCAGUACGUGAAGGUCCUGGAAUAUUAA
Molecule: messenger RNA, 630 nt
Organism: Kazachstania africana CBS 2517
Lineage: Eukaryota; Fungi; Ascomycota; Saccharomycetes; Saccharomycetales; Saccharomycetaceae
Gene: SRB2
Product: Srb2p
Exons: 2
Coding region: 1-630 (209 amino acids)
Biological process (GO): regulation of transcription by RNA polymerase II
Cellular component (GO): mediator complex
Molecular function (GO): transcription coregulator activity
Source: RefSeq, a predicted model, not a curated record